AUGGAAUGUCAAAAUCCUCUUAUUGAUAGGAACGGAGAAAAAGACAUAGAGAUAGGUGCAAAACGAGCAACUGUAUAUGAUGCAUCACCAGAACGCAAAGCCGAAACAACAGUUGAUACAACUACAAUCGGUGCAUCAACAACAGAAACAACAAUCCUUACAACGUCGAUGAAUUCUCAUCCAACAAUAAUGAAUGUAUCAAAAUUUAACAAAUGGCAACAAAACGCCAUUACUAUAGCUGGUGGAAAUGGAUAUGGACAGAAAUUAAAUCAACUCAAGUACCCUGAAGGAAUCUUAAUUGAUGAAAAUAACAGUAUUUACAUUGCUGAUCGUUCGAAUGAUCGUAUUGUUCAAUGGAAAUGGGAUACAAAGAAAGGACAAAUCGUGGCUGGUGGAAAUGGGGAAGGAAGUCAAAUAAAUCAAUUGAAUUCUGCAACAGAUAUGCUUGUUGGUCCAGAAAAUCAUUCGAUCAUCAUUGCUGAUCGUGGGAACAGACGAGUGAUUCAAUGGUUGAAUCAAACUCAACAGAUUCUCAUUGAUAAUAUUGACUGUUAUGGUUUAGCAAUGGAUAAACAUGGAUUUAUUUAUGUUUCUGAUCAUGUGAAGAAUGAGGUGACUCGAUGGAAAAUAGGAAAAUACAAAAAAGGAAUUGUAGUGGCAGGUGCAAAUGGACAAGGGAAUCAACUUAGUCAACUAAAUUCUCCUACUUUUAUCUUUGUUGACGAAGAUCAAUCUGUUUAUGUAUCAGAUUAUAACAAUCAUCGUGUAAUGAAAUGGAGAAAAGGUGCAAAAGAAGGAAUAAUUGUAGCUGGAGGAAAUGGUCAAGGAGGAAAUCUCAAUCAGUUGUAUCAUCCUCAAGGAGUAAUUGUUGAUGAUUUGGGUCAAAUCUAUGUGGCAGAUAGUGGGAAUCAUCGAGUAAUGCGUUGGUGUGAAGGUAGAGAAGAAGGUGAAAUUGUUGUUGGCGGAAAUGAUUAUGGAAAUCAAUCAAAACAAUUGAGUGGUCCCCGUGGUUUAACUUUUGAUGAUGAAGGAAAUCUUUAUGUUGCUGAUACGGGAAAUUUUCGUAUUGCAAAAUUUGAAAUAAUUUUCUGA
Messenger RNA from Adineta steineri, 1092 nucleotides. NCBI's taxonomy places the organism in Eukaryota, Metazoa, Rotifera, Eurotatoria, Adinetida, Adinetidae. The record is from the annotation of a GenBank genome assembly.